Messenger RNA from Triticum urartu, 1214 nucleotides. RefSeq lists its product as uncharacterized. Lineage: Eukaryota; Viridiplantae; Streptophyta; Magnoliopsida; Poales; Poaceae. The record is from RefSeq and is a predicted model, not a curated record.
AUGGCUUUAGGGCGUCCGAGUUUCGUCGCGGCCAUCAGUUCGAACACCUGCAUCACUACAUGUGUUGCAACCACGGCCAUUCGUGUCACUGCAUGCUCCGUCACCGGCCUCCUGCGCACCGUGACCCCUGCCGCACUCCUUCCUCUCCCUGAAGCCGCUCGUGCCCUCCCAGGCUUGAUAUCCUGCUGCAGUGAUGAGCUCCUGUACAUCGCCGAAAUUCCAUACCUGCUCAACGGCACCAGCACGACGAUGCAGCAGCUAGCAUUGGACGACCCCGACCACCGGCACCACUGCUUCCUGACCUCCUGCUUGCAUCGCGGAGAGCCCUGGUCGUUCACAGCCACCACUCCAGGCUGUUCAACACCACCACCCCAGGCCGUUCAUUGCCAGCAGCACCCUGGAUCCCACCCCCUCACCCUAGGAGUUUCAGUUAUCGAUCCAUGUACUACUACAUGCGAAGUACAAAAGUUACUGCUAGUGAGAGUUCAUUUAAAUCCUGUACGAGUUUGGAAGGGCAGGAAGUUCUACUGCUGGGCCAACGACGGUCGCCGCUCCUCGACCCUAUUCCCGUUCGUCACCCAGCUCAACAGUCCACCUCGGUGCUCCAGCACCGGCCCCUCGAAGAGCUGGCUACAGGCCAUCCGUUGCUCCGCCCCUGGAUGCUGCCAUCUGGUGGCUGGCCGUCUCACUCCAAUACACCUCCCUCUCUUUGUGUACUGUUCUCUCUCAAGACUGGAAGUUAUCCCUGAUGUACCCAACGCAAGUUCAACAUCAUCAUCUAAAAAGGAAGCAAAAAAGAAAAUCUAUUUACUCAGGGAUGCAAGCAAAUUUCUGGAGCAGACUCAUCGGCGCAUCAGCGACCAUUCAUUCAACAACAGUUCAAUUACAAAAAGAACAUCAGUUCAAAAAAACUGCAGGAGGGCCGGGGGAGAAGGCAGAACCUCUGGGUGCAUGAUGGAAAAAAUUGCAAGUUCUUGUUUAGAUGUUCAGGAUACCCUUCUCUCAUUUCAUUUAUGUUCAGGAUAGCAGGUGCAUGAUGGAAAAUUGUGUAUCAUGUAGUUCUUGUUUAGAUGUCGUGCAAGUUCAAAAAUUAUCGAUUUUGCCAUUGGAGAGAACCCGUUGGUUGCAUUGUUUUUCUAGUGUGACGUCCCUUGGUGUGUUUGGAGUAUUGUUAUUGUUGCUCUGCAGGCGAAUGAAUUAGCUUGUCCUGCUAA